Messenger RNA from Ixodes scapularis (black-legged tick), 1197 nucleotides. RefSeq lists its product as uncharacterized. The coding region runs from base 230 to 754 and encodes 174 amino acids. Lineage: Eukaryota; Metazoa; Arthropoda; Arachnida; Ixodida; Ixodidae. The transcript has 8 exons. The record is from RefSeq and is a predicted model, not a curated record.
UCACAUACAUUCGCGGUGAACACCAGAUUUGAAAAUUCAAUAACCUAGUGAAAAAAUUUUAUUUUGUGAAAAUAUUUUGGUGUCUGGUUCUUCUCUGUUUAUUGGUGUAUUUAACCAAUUUUGAGGCAAAUCAGAGACCAUGAAAAGUAAGCGGAGUUGCCCUUUAACAUUUGGUUUCCUUUUUCAUUUUGCGACUGUAUGACCUUGUUGUUCCAUCAUUUCAGACAAUAUGUUUGCAGUUGUUCGUUUUUUAAGUGAUAGCAGUGUUGACGUGGUCCCGUCGAAUUGGCUCAAUGGAAAUGAGUGCCUCUGGCCGUCGAAGUUUAGGGCAUCAAGAGCUAUCAAAGCCGUGAAACUCAGAGAGUCCCCAGAUUUGACAUACACAAGGCACAGCAUUGUCAUCCUGAGCAAGGAAGAUACUUUCCAGAAAGCAAGAUCGAAACUAAGGAAAGCGGAGGAUACUGAUAAUGUUGCAACAUCAACUGACCAAGUGGCGCUGCGUCAAAGGAGAGUAGUGAUCAUCCAACUGCAAGCAGCUCUGUGUGCCCGCCCUCAUCAAGCCCUCCAGAGAAAAGUCGUAACAGUAGCAAUUACGCUGUACACUCAUUGGAUGAGUCUGACCAUGAGGAAGGAAUCGGAGGAGCCUCAUCACCACCUUUCUGGCAUCAAAGUGAAAGAGGUGAUUACGAAGCUGCAGGCAACUUCAUGGUCCCACCCUCAUCAAGCUCUCCAGAUUUCUCACGUCUUAUACUAAGAGAGCUUCGCUUUGUAAAGAAGCAACUGAAAACAAUAACCAAAAAGCUGUUGGAAAGAGAAGAACCUUGCGAGCCAGCUGAAGAAGCCUGUAUUUCACUACCAUUGAAAACAGAUGCAGAUGUUGAUGAAAUUGAGGAAAAGCUGAAAGCAAGCCAGGAGUUCUGCCUGCAACUGGCCCGGCAGCUUGCUGGUAUUGGGGGCAACACCCCUCGUACUGCCACUGCUCGCAUCCUUGCAAAGUUGUUUGAAGACUCACAGGGGCAGAAAUAUAGCCUCUAUGGACAGAAGGGGAAGCGUGUGUUUGCUACAAUGGAGUUGUUCAGUGUGCUUCAGAAAGCAGUCAGACUGAUAAAAGGCCUGAGUGGUGCAACGCUUGAAGAAAUUGAAGCAGGAGCCAAGGGUUGGCUGAAGAACUGCCGAGCACGCGUAAAUAGCGCCACA